CAAUCUGAAACCAAGGGCAUCUGGAUGUGUUGUGUACCCCACCCCUCCAAGAGAAACCACACCCUCGUUCUUCUGGACACUGAGGGCUUGGGUGACGUGGAGAAGGGAGACCCUAAGAAUGACUCGUGGAUCUUUGCCCUGGCUGUGCUUCUGAGCAGCACCUUGGUCUACAACAGCCUGGGCACCAUCAACCACCAGGCCCUGGAGCAGCUACACUAUGUGACUGAACUCUCUCAGUUAAUCAGGACAAGAGCUUCCCCCACAUCUGAUGAAGCAGAGGACCACACAGAAUUUGUGCAUUUUUUCCCAGAUUUUGUUUGGGCUGUACGGGAUUUCAGCCUGGAGCUGAAGUUACAGGAACGCCACAUCACGGAAGAUGAGUACUUGGAGAAUGCCUUGAAGCUGGUUCCAGGAGAGAAUCCCAGAAUCCAAACUUCCAACAUGACUAGAAAGUGCAUCAGAGAUUUCUUUCCAAAACGAAAGUGCUUUGUCUUUCACCGACCUACAAAUGACAACAGUCUGUUAGCUCACAUUCAGGACGUGUCAGAAGAUGAAUUGGAAUCCGCUUUCAAGUCCCAAUCAGAACAAUUCUGCUCCUAUAUCUCCACUCGUGGAAAGGUCAAGACCUUGGGGUCAGGAGUCACUGUCACCGGAAAGCGACUGGGCUGUCUGGUAGAGAUGUACGUGAAUGCCAUCAACAGUGGAGCAGUGCCUUGCCUGGAGAACGCAGUGACAACUUUGGCUGAACGUGAGAACACUGCAGCUGUGGAGAAGGCAGCCACCCACUACAUGGCACAGAUGGCUGAGCGAGUGAUGUUCCCCACAGACACACUCCAGGAGCUGCUGGACGUGCACACAGCCUGUGAGAAGGGAGCCAUUGAAGUAUUCAUGGAGCACUCCUUCAAGGAUGAGAACCAGAACUUUCAGAAGACUCUCAUGGAAACCAUAGAGAAGAAGAAGGAAUAUUUCUUGCAACAGAAUGAAGAAGCAUCUUCCAAGUAUUGCCAGACUAAGAUUAAGAAGCUUUCCGAGUCCCUGAUGGAAAAUAUUUCAAGAGGAACUUUCUGUGUUCCUCAAGGCCACAAACUCUACCAAGAAGCAAGAAGAAAGGUUGAACAGGACUAUAAACUGGUGCCCAGGAAAGGAGUAAAGGCAAAUGAGGUCCUCCAGUGCUUCUUAGAGUCACUUGAAGCAACAGAAAAAUUCAUCCUGAAUGCAGACAAGGCUCUCACUGACAUGGAGAAGACCUUAGAAGCUAAGAAUACCAAGAGGGAGGCAAUGGAAGAUCAACACAGAAUAGCCCAAGAAGUCAUCAUCCACGUAAAGGAGAAUUGGGAAAAGGAAAAAGAGACCCUCCUGAGACAGCAGGAAAAGCUGAUAGAGCAAAAGCUGAGAGAGCAGGAAGAGGUGCUGAAACAAAAGCUGAAGGUUAUAGAAGGAAUGCUCAACAAAGAAUUAAAAACUAUAAAGGAAGUAAUUGAAGAGCUAAAUCGACGAAUUACAGAGUUUGGAAACAAUGAAAAUAGUGAUUUUUUCUCAUGGAUUCUAAAUAAUAAUGUAAUUAUUUCAGAUUUCUUUUGGAAAGCUAAGAAACUAUUUAACUAGGCAUUUUUUUAAAAAUGAAUUUUUAAAAAGCAAGUAAUUUAAAUAAUUUGGAUUAUAAAGGUCACAGUAAAUGCAUGAUAAUUCCUAGAACACAGUUCUAAUCAAUUUUUUUGUUACUAUUAUAUUAACACAAAACAACAAUUUUCAAUGUGGUUCACUAAUACAAUUGUAAUAAUGUCAUCAUAUUCCUGUGCCUCCUCUCUCCUCUCCCUUCCUUCUUUUCUUUUCUCCUUCCUUCCUUUUUUCCUCUCUCUCUCUUUGACUUUUUGUCUUUUUUAUCUUGACUUCCUUCCACCCUACUUUUCUUUCUUUCUUGAGACAUGAAAAUUUUAAUUUGCAUUAUAAUUAAAGCUUGAUAAUGUUUUU
Ochotona curzoniae (black-lipped pika) is the source of this 1971-nucleotide messenger RNA. Its product is annotated as guanylate-binding protein 7-like. The transcript is spliced from 9 exons. Gene Ontology annotation, molecular function: GTPase activity; GTP binding. Gene Ontology annotation, biological process: defense response to Gram-positive bacterium; defense response to protozoan. The record is from RefSeq and is a predicted model, not a curated record. Bases 25 to 1605 code for a protein of 526 amino acids. Lineage: Eukaryota; Metazoa; Chordata; Mammalia; Lagomorpha; Ochotonidae.